This is a messenger RNA of Taeniopygia guttata (zebra finch), 2207 nucleotides long. RefSeq names its product TNF alpha induced protein 8 like 1 (gene TNFAIP8L1). Gene Ontology annotation, biological process: regulation of apoptotic process; negative regulation of TOR signaling. Gene Ontology annotation, cellular component: cytoplasm. The record is from RefSeq and is a predicted model, not a curated record. Lineage: Eukaryota; Metazoa; Chordata; Aves; Passeriformes; Estrildidae.
AUGAUAUCGCUGCUGGGUUGGACGGUGUUCACUUGGCUUUGCUGUGGUGCCACCGGUGCCAGGUGAGCACAGGUGACAGGGUCUUGUCUUCCCCCCUCAGACAGGAGCUUUCUGAUGAUGAUUGAUAAUUGAUGCUUGUGCUUUCAGUGCUGUGGGAGAGGUUUUUUUGGGAAAUCAGGUCACAGCUGGGUGUUGGGUGAGGUGCAGGACUGGUGGGGUGAACACCAAACCAGAGAUGUGUGUCCCCAGGGGACCACAUCCAUCCCGUGACGGGGCCACCCUCUGCGUCCUCACCCAGGACACCUCAGCCCUCACACCACCACUCACUCAGGGCUGCGAGACUCUCCCCAAAAACCUCCAAAACGGGUGGAAACCCUCCAAGAAAGGGCUGUACCUGUCCCCAAAGCCGCCGUGGGGACCACAGCCCUGCCGCACUCUUCCGGAGCAGGGAGGAACUCGGUGGCAGCAGCACUCGGCUGCUCCAUUUCUGAAGAAGGAGAAGCUGUUUUUUUAGGGUGUUUUCAUUAAAAAGCAGAAGGGGGUGGGGGGGAGCCCAAGCCCUGAGCAGGGCUGGAAACUUCAGCGACAGGAAGGAAGUGAAGUGGGUUAUUUCAGGCUGCUCGGGGCAAGGCUCGACUCUUCUGUGUGCUGAUAGCAGCCCCUCCUGAACAAUGGGGUCGUGGGGCCCUUCCCGGCAGGAAAAAGGCUCAUUCCGGUGAAAAAUCCCGCUGGUGCUGAGUCAGCAGGUCCUGCUGGGCCGCGUGUGGUGUGGAGGGUGCCAGGGGAACCAUCCCGGUGCAGCAGGAGCCAGCAGGAGAGAUGGACACCUUCAGCACCAAGAACUUGGCCCUGCAGGCCCAGAAGAAGCUCCUGAGCAAAAUGGCCACCAAGACCAUCGCCAACGCCUUCAUCGACGACACCAGCAGCGAGAUCCUGGAUGAGCUGUACCGGGCCACCAAGGAGUACACCCACAACCGCAAAGAGGCCCAGAAGAUCAUCAAGAACCUCAUCAAGAUCGUGAUGAAGCUGGGGGUUCUCUACCGCAACGGGCAGUUCAGCCCCGAGGAGCUGCUGCUGAUGGAGCGGUUCCGUAAGAAGGUUCACACCCUGGCCAUGACGGCCGUCAGCUUCCACCAGAUUGACUUCACCUUCGACCGCAGGGUGAUGUCCAGCGUGCUGACCGAGUGCCGGGACCUGCUGCACCAGGCGGUCAACGGGCACCUGACGGCCAAGUCGCACUCGCGCAUCAACCACGUCUUCAACCACUUUGCGGACUACGAGUUCCUGUCGGCCCUGUACGGCCCGGCCGAGCCCUACCGCACCCACCUCCAGAGGAUCUGCGAGGGGGUCAACAAGAUGCUGGAGGAGGACAACAUCUGAGGGUGGGCUCCCACCAGCCGGACUCUGCCUCCCGCGAGGCCGAAGAUGAGAUGUCCACUUUGAUCUUCAGCGGGCUCGCCGUCCCCUCCUCCUCCUCCUCCUCCUCUGCCGUGUUCUCCUCGUUUCUCCAACCUCUUGACUUUGUCUCCCCUCGCCCAGGGUCUGCAAACCCCUCCCUGCGCCGGGCUGACCCUCUCCAGGAGAUCCUGGGAUUUUGGGCCCCUGCUGUACAGUUUGAUUUCCUUUGCCCACCAAGUGCCUUCAGCCGAGUCCAAGGAUUUGGACUCUUUGCCUUGAACUCUGUUGUAUCCCUCUCUGUGGGGAAACUGAACCAAAGACUCGCGGUGUGAAGCACCUCUGAGGUGUCUCUGAGCAGGUGGGACGUUGUUGGGGUGAACAGAUUGGAGACCCCAAACUGGAGGAUUGUGGAACUCUGUGGUUUCCCUCCAGCAGCCCCACAACGCGGUGGGGAGCAAAUCAAGGUCCAGACUUGUGCUGUCUCAGGCAGGGAGGUGCUCCUGCCUGAGUUUGGCGUCCUCAAAGACAAGUCCCUGAGACCAGGAGGAUCCCUCCUCACCUGGGGGAGAGCUGGGAGGGAGCUGCUCCAUCCUGGGAUCCCUGGAACCACCCCACACCCAAUGCCCACCAGCCUCCUGUGGUGGUGGUGCCACCUGGCAGCUCCAGCGCUGUCCUUGGUGGUCAUCCAAAGCUCCCCUGGGAUUUCAUCCCUUUUCCACGCCCUUGACUGAGUGAUAUUCGUUUUUAGCAAACUCUGCAAACUCUGUAAAAAUGAGUUGUUUAAAUAAACUCACCUGUGUGGCCUGGGA